UGACAAACAAAAUUGUGUAUAAACAACAGCCAAACAAGCGCAGCCAUAACGGCAACGGGAUCGAAUACGAAUAGAGCAAGGAAGAUUCAUUUUAAUUUAAAAUAAAUAAAAUGUCCAUUUCUGAGGACAAGUCAUCCCUUGAGAUAGCUGAGCUACAGCCGUGCCGCGUUUGCAAUGUGCCAUCCACACAAUCCUAUUCGCUUUACAAGCCGCACAUCAUCGCCGGCGAACUGACAACGCUCGGUGCGCUGCUCAGCUACUGCGCUAACUUGCAGGUGCUCGAGGAGGAGCAAUUCCUGCCCACACACAUAUGCAAGCGGUGCGUGGAAUCGCUCACCCAGGUGUACGAUUUCAAGCGUACUGCGCUGCGCACGGACCACGUGCUUAGGAAGCGUAAUGCUCGACUAUCUAGAGCCACCAUAUCCCGAUCUCCAUCGCCGGCGAAUCUUGUCGAUGUUGAGGCUGAGCCUGUGUCUGAGCCUGAACCUGAGGCUGAAGCUGAGGCGAAUGCUGUCAUGGAAGCGGCGAGUGCGGAUGAAUAUGUCUAUGUGCUCGAAGAACCACAAUCACCCGUGAACAGCGUCGCAUCCUCUCAACCAGAUGACGAUCACGAGCCUGCGCCCGACGAAAUGCUGGAUAGCGAAGUGCACUUUGAGGUUAGCGAUCCCACUGUUGAGUUCUUUGAGGUGAACUACAAUCUGCCCGUGGAAUGUGAAAACGACUCGUCAUUGAGUAUCAUACAUGCGGACAUCGAGCUCAAGCUGCGUCCGCAACAGCGCCGUAAGUCCCACAAUCCCGCCCUUCAAUGUCCGAUUUGUGGCAAACAGCUGAGCACCAGUAAUUCAUUCAAAUAUCACAUGCAACUGCACGGCGACAAUCGACCCUUUGUCUGCAGCAUUUGCGGCGAAUCGUUUAAGACACGCAACGCCUAUGAUGGCCACAUAACACUACACAACCCGAACAAUCCCAACAAGUGUACAUUCUGUGGAAAGAUCUACAGACAGGCAUCAUCAUUGCGCUCGCACCUGUUCAGCCACAGCGGCGUCAAGCCCUUCACUUGCGACAUCUGCGGCAAGGGAUUGACCCAAAAGUCUGGCUACAAAAAACAUAUGCUCACCCAUACGGGUGAGAAGCCGCAUACCUGUGACACCUGCGGACGCAAUUUCCGCUACUCAAGCAACCUGAUCGCGCACAAGCGCUCCCACACACGAAAAACCCCCACCAAUCCGAAGCCAGCGGGCAACAAAAAGACAAAAAGUCAAAAGGCGACCCAAACGUGAACCGGCCCAAACGGUUCGCCUGGCCACACCCCACACACACACACACACACACACACGCGCACAUGUUCACACACACACACACACACACACACACAACACCCAGAGAAUAGAACCUGAUAACACGGCAAAUAAAAGAGCCAUUUGGCAUUUGAAAUAUAA
Drosophila mojavensis is the source of this 1439-nucleotide messenger RNA. Its product is annotated as zinc finger protein 221. Lineage: Eukaryota; Metazoa; Arthropoda; Insecta; Diptera; Drosophilidae. The record is from RefSeq and is a predicted model, not a curated record. Gene Ontology annotation, cellular component: nucleus. Bases 111 to 1280 code for a protein of 389 amino acids. The transcript is spliced from 2 exons. Gene Ontology annotation, biological process: regulation of transcription by RNA polymerase II. Gene Ontology annotation, molecular function: DNA-binding transcription factor activity; RNA polymerase II cis-regulatory region sequence-specific DNA binding; zinc ion binding.